GACAGAUUGCAGCUUCUUUUUUAGAGUCUGAACCUCACAAAUAUCCACUGUUCCGUGUCACGCGUGCCAGGCCUAAUACUUCCUGAAAUUUGAGGAAACAAAAAGGGCAGUUAAGAAACUUUCAGAAAAUGGAACUUCCAACCAUAACCCAACGAUCUGCUUCAUCAAUUAAGCGUGAAUGCAUGAUCAUGUUUGCCCACGGGCUGAAACUGAACGCAUUCAGUGGAAAGUUAUAGUUUUGGGGGAUGAGAUUCGGGACAAUGCCCACAAGCUGAGCCAUGUGAAGCAGUAGAAUAAAAGCCACUUCUCCGUAUACAAUCCAUCCAUUCUGUCCCCACAAGGCAGUCUCUCUGUGUCUAUAGGAGACCUAUUGAUUCUAAACUCUAGCCUAUGACCAGUGGAGGAACGAUCAUUGCCCACUUCAACCACCACUGAAAGGUCUAUAAAUAUUUUUGUAUUUGUGAGAAGAACUCAUCAAUAUGAAAUGGAAGGAGUCAAGAGCUUCUGUGAUCAGACUGAGCCAAGAGAUGCUUUCAACAUGGCAUAUAUAAUUCAUUUUGUUCUUGGUGCUGGCAAUUUGCUUCCGUGGAAUGCUCUAAUUACUGCUGUUGAUUACUUUGGAUAUCUCUAUCCACAUGAGCGUGUUAACAAAGUGUUUGCCGUAGCUUACAUGGGCUCUUCGCUGCCAGUCCUUGUCCUUCUUUUGAGUUGGGGUAGCUGGAACAAGAAGUCGAGCUUUAGACUAAGGAUGAACCUGGGACUGUCAAUGUUCAUUCUCUCUCUCUUGACACCCCCAAUGAUAGACUGGGCUAGUCACAGCAGUGGCCCACAAAAGAGGCCACAUGGAGCCUAUACUGUGACUGUUGCAGCGGUGGCAGUCUGUGGUUUAGCCGAUGGGCUGAUCGGUGGAAGCUUGAUAGGAUCUGCAGGGAAGCUUCCCAAACGGUAUAUGCAGGCAGUUUUUGCAGGAACUGCUUCCUCAGGGGUUUUAGUUUCCAUUAUGAGGAUCAUUACGAAGGCAUCCCUUCCCCAGAACCCCCACGGUCUCCGUUUAAGUGCCCACAUCUAUUUUGUCAUCAGCACUCUUAUCGUGCUGGGGUGUAUUAUCUGUUGCAACAUUUUAGACAGGUUGCCAGUUAUGCAAAAAUGCCAGAGCAAGAUAACAAUGGCUCCCGGGACCCUCAUCUCCAGCUUUUCAGAUAAUCCACGGAGUUCCAUGAGAAUGCUCUUUGAAGUUGAUGAACCAGAACAGCCAAAAUUUUGGGAUGUGAUGAGAAAGAUCAGAUGGCCAGCUUUUGGGAUUCUUAUGAUAUACACUGUAACACUCUCUAUUUUCCCAGGAUACAUAGCUGAAGAUGUACACUCCAAGCUGCUUCAAGAUUGGUAUCAGAUCUUGCUGAUCACAGUGUACAAUGUCUCAGAUUUAGCAGGGAAGUCCUUGACUGCAGUAUAUGUUCCAAAGACAAUUGCGAAGACUACAUGGGCUUCCAUCUCCAGGCUUUUAUUCUAUCCUCUCUUUACAGCUUGCCUCCAUGGACCAAAGUGGUUUAGAACUGAGAUGCCAGUAGUGUUUCUGACAACCAUGCUGGGACUAUCAAAUGGGUAUCUAACAAGUGUUCUCAUGAUACUUGCUCCUAAAUCAGUAACAGUUGCAGAAGCAGAAACAGCUGGCAUUGUGAUGGCUUUGUUCUUGGCAAUUGGGUUAGUAGUGGGUUCAAUUCUGGGGUGGUUCUGGAUCAUUUGAACCAUAUGAGUCAUUGCAUAUGGCCAAGUUGAUCUUGAAUUUAUGAUUCCUAUCCUCUCAAUACAGAUGAGGAAGGCUUGUCACCUUCGCAUGUUAUUUCUCCAUCACCCUUUCCAGUUCCAAAUCUUAGCCAGGGAAUUGAAAAGUUCCACAUGAAAAGAAGAAUGCAGAAACCCAAUUAAUCCAGCCAAAUAGAGAAGAUCUGUUAUUUCACUAGAGGAGUUUUCACAGUAUAUUUGGUUAAUUGUUCAUUUCCUAAAUAUAAUUAAGUAAUAGUAUAUAGCCAUGGAUACUGACAGAUAUGCGUAAGCUUUGGGUAUUAAGCUUAUCAUUAUUGCUCUAUCCAUUCUGUGUAUCAUUUGUAUUGGUCAAAUACAAAGCAACACUGACAGGCUCAAUACCUAAUUUUUAGGUACCUGAAGUUCUUAUCA
Molecule: messenger RNA, 2175 nt
Organism: Macadamia integrifolia
Lineage: Eukaryota; Viridiplantae; Streptophyta; Magnoliopsida; Proteales; Proteaceae
Product: equilibrative nucleotide transporter 8
Exons: 2
Coding region: 485-1744 (419 amino acids)
Biological process (GO): nucleoside transmembrane transport
Cellular component (GO): plasma membrane
Molecular function (GO): nucleoside transmembrane transporter activity
Source: RefSeq, a predicted model, not a curated record